Molecule: messenger RNA, 1248 nt
Organism: Euleptes europaea (tarantolino)
Lineage: Eukaryota; Metazoa; Chordata; Lepidosauria; Squamata; Sphaerodactylidae
Gene: BRF2
Product: BRF2 RNA polymerase III transcription initiation factor subunit
Exons: 4
Coding region: 1-1248 (415 amino acids)
Biological process (GO): transcription initiation at RNA polymerase II promoter; transcription preinitiation complex assembly
Cellular component (GO): nucleus; transcription preinitiation complex
Molecular function (GO): TBP-class protein binding; RNA polymerase II general transcription initiation factor activity
Source: RefSeq, a predicted model, not a curated record
AUGUCAGGCCAAAGGAAGUGUCCAAACUGUGGCUCUUCGGGAAUAGUAGAGGAUUCGCACUAUGGUCAGAACCAGCUGGUGUGUGUCGACUGCGGCAUCAUUCUGACUGAAGGACUCCUCACCACCACUUACACUGAUGAAGCACAUUUUCAAGCGGUGACUUAUUCACGAAGCACUGGUCAAAGUGAACAGCAGACCCGAUGUCUGCUAAGAGGGUCUGGGCGUGUCCGGGACCUCUGUGAAGUUCUCCGCCUUCCCUCCCUGUUCAAAGAUACAGCCGUGGCCUAUUACGAACAGGCAUUCCAACACUCCUCUUUCCGCUGGGUCAGCUUGGAGAAGAAAGAGAUUCUGGCGGGCUGUUGUGUCUUCGCGGCCUGCCGGCAGCACAACUGGCCCCUGACCAUGGGCUCCAUCUGCUCACUGCUCUAUGCAGAGAAGGAGCUGUUUGCCAAGACCUACCUGAGCUUCUUGAAGGAGCUGAAACUGGAUGUGCCAGCUCUGAGCUUGGUAGAUCUGGUGAAAACCCACCUCGGCAGCUUUCGGCUAUUCCAGGACUCGUCCAGUGUCCCAAGCAAGUUUGUGGAGGACAUGGAGAAAGUGGCGGCCAGGACGGUCGAGGUGGUGGAGCUUGCCAGUGAGGCGUGGCUGGUGACCGGCCGGCACCCCAUCCCCAUCGUCACGGCAGCUGCCUACCUGGCAUGGCAGUCUUUGCGUCCUGCCGGUCGCCUCACUUGCACCCUCUCCCAGUUCUGCAAGCUCGCCGGUACGGACCUGCCGCCGCCAGCUCACCAGCGGUUGAAGGAGCUUCUGGACAUCCUACUCAGGAUGGCCUCCGAGCUCGCCUGGUUGCGAGUUCUCAAGGUGAAUAAGAAGAGCGUGGCGAAGUACAUUGCGGACCUGCUGCGGCAUCGCCGCCUGCUCCUGCAAACCGCCUUUUGCACGGGGGACUCCGCCGCAGAGGACUGUUUAGGAGACUCGGCAGCAGAACCGCCGCAGGCCACAGAUGCAAAGACUGAUGCUGAGACAGAAAGGGCUUCUGUUUCUGGAGAGAAGGGCCAGCGCAGCAGCAAACGACCCCCCUUGCUCCCGCCCUGCAUGCUUAACCCCAGAAAGAAGCAGCGAACAGUCGCUCCUUCCUCAGAGCUCUUAGUCACUGGAGACGAGCCCAUUUUGGAUAGCGAAAUAGAGCAAUACCUUCGGACCCCAGAAGAAAAGGAGAGGUUCUGCAAGGCCCGAGCCUUCCUGUGA